This is a messenger RNA of Branchiostoma belcheri (Belcher's lancelet), 699 nucleotides long. Its product is annotated as mammalian ependymin-related protein 1-like. Bases 63 to 647 code for a protein of 194 amino acids. Gene Ontology annotation, biological process: cell-matrix adhesion. The record is from RefSeq and is a predicted model, not a curated record. NCBI's taxonomy places the organism in Eukaryota, Metazoa, Chordata, Leptocardii, Amphioxiformes, Branchiostomatidae. Gene Ontology annotation, cellular component: extracellular region; lysosome. The transcript has 6 exons. Gene Ontology annotation, molecular function: calcium ion binding.
CAUUACCGACUGACCUUCUAGACAGACAGAACAGAACAGAACAGGUGUCUCCGUCGUGCACCAUGAAGACUCUCCUACUUUUCGCUACCGUCUGCCUGGCUGUGGCCUACAGUCAAGUACUGGAGCCAUGCUCGCCACCGCCCCUCUGGGAGGCCAGGAUCUCCAGGAUCGACCCAGUGAAGAAAUUCUCGGAGCGUGCGAAGGUUUCCUACGAUGCCGCCAACAGGCGUGUCCGCAGGAUCGAGGAGGUGAACCUUCUCCAGGACAAGGAGUUCUUCGAUGUGCUGUACCUCCACAACACCGAACCCGGCACCGAGUACCGUCUUAACCUGAAGUCAAAGGAGUGUGAGAAAAGGGAGCUUACUGAGCCUUGGCGUCCCUUCGAAGUCCCCCCAAACUCCACCUUCCUGGGUGAGAGUUACAUCGGCACAGGGGCAGAACCAGGCGCAGGCGUCCUGACCGAGCUGUGGGAAAACACAUUUGAGAGCGGAGACAAGUAUUUCGGAGUCUACACCAAGGAGGGCUGCAUUCCUAUCCAAGAGGAAUUCUACAGCAACCGCACUGGCCUUGUCAUGACAUUGUUCUUUGACGUCACAAGUGGCAUCUCCGACCCUAACAUCUUCAUCCCACCGAGAGAAUGCAUGUAGUUACUGCUACUGUACGGACACAAUAGCAAUCAUUAGAGGACAGAAUAGCAAU